UUUUAACUGCUGAUGAGACAUACAAUUUCCAGUCAUUCUGGUAAUGAAAUAAUAUACAAUGUUGUCUUUGUUUGUAAGGCUCAUUAUUACAACUGUAUUUUAAACGAACUUGGCAUUAAUUCCACUUUUGGUAAUCAUACUUAUACUCCAACUGCCAUUUCAAAAGACGAAAUUCUUCAAAACCAUGCUUCAGUUUUAGACACGUUUAAUAUACCAGUCAAUGGGUCGAAUGAAUAUGAGUUACCGUACAUAUACUGGGUUCCUAAACUAUAUAAAAACCCUUACAAACAAAGAUACAUUGCUGGAUCCAAUAAGUGCUCUAUCAAGCCCCUAUCUUUGCUCCUCACGAAAAUGUUAACAGCUGUGAAGGAGAAACUUCAAACUUACUGUACGACUACAUAUGCCAGAAGUGGUGUUAAUCAAAUGUGGAUUCUAAAAAAUUCUAAAGAACUUUUAGUAAACUUGAAAUCACAGAAUUUUUCCCAAAUCAAUAGCAUUAAAACCUAUGACUUUUCAACACUAUACACGACCAUUCCUCACGAUAAAUUAAAGACUAGACUUUUUGACAUCAUAGACAGCUGCUUCUUCAACAAAAACGGAAAACUGAAAUACUCAUAUCUAGUGAUCAGUCAUUCAAAAACUUACUUUCUUAAACACCACUCUGAUUCCACGCACAAGUACUCUGAAGUUGAAAUAAAAAAUAUGUUAGAGUUCCUCAUUGACAAUAUCUUCGUGGUCCUUGGUGAUCAGGUCUUCCAACAGUCUGUUGGAAUUCCCAUGGGCACGAAUUGUGCACCUUUGUUAGCUGACCUAUUUUUAUAUUCAUAUGAAGCAGAAUUUAUCCAAAAACUUCUACGUGAGAAGAAAAAAUCUCUCGUUGUGACCUUCAAUUCGACUUUUAGAUAUAUUGAUGACGUUUUGUCUAUUAACAAUGAUAGCUUUCAUUCAGUCGUCCACUUCUGCUUCAUACUUAGAUAUUUUAUUGAAAGUAGACAUUAACGGCAAACUGACAACUCAACUGUAUGACAAACGGGAUGAUUUCAGCUUCUCCAUCGUCAACUUCCCACAUUUAUGUAGCAAUAUUCCAUUAUCACCUGCAUAUGGUGUUUAUAUAUCUCAACUAAUUCGAUAUGCAAGAGCUUGUUCUGCGUAUAGUCAGUUUUUAAAUCGAGGUAAGCUACUGACAAACAAGUUGAUGGUACAAGGAUUUCAACAGUCUCGAUUGAAGUCAGCAUUUCGCAAAUUUUAUGGUCGUCAUAACGAUCUAGUUCGUCAAUACGACCUCGCAUUGGGUCAAAUGCUGACUGACGUGUUUCAUACCGAUUGUUAAGCCGUUCUUGGCACACUGAUUUUGACUGCGGAUAAAUCCGUUUACCUGAUCAGGAUAUGGGGCUCACGGCGGGUGUGACCUGUCAACAGGGGAUGCUUACUCCUCCUAGGCACCUGAUCCCACCUCUGGUGUGUCCAGGGGUCCGUGUUUGCCCAACUAUCUAUUUUGUAUUGCUUGUAGGAGUUAUGAGAUUGAUCACUGUUCGUUAUCUUCAACUUGCAUACAUGUACUAAAGAUUCAUGAAUUUAUAUGACCAAUGCACAACUGUUUUUAAAAAAAUGCCCAGAAAUGAGAAGUUAUGAGAUUGAUCACUGUUCGUUAUCUUCACAUUGCAUUAUUCUGUUUACUUGAUCAAGGUAUCAUUGGAUCAAAUGCUGUCUAACGUGUUUUAUUCGAAUUGUUAGGUCAUUCCUUACAUACCCAAUUUGAUUACGAUUUACCUGAUAAAGAUAUUGGACUCAUGGUGUAACCGAUUCACAGGGGAUGAGUGUUCCUACGUUGCACCAGAUCCCACUUCUGGUGGUUGCAGGUGUCUGUGAUUGCCCAACAAUGUAUUUUGUUCUCUUUAUGGGAGUUAUAAGGUUGAGCACUAUUCGUUGUUUUAUUUAAAUAGUAUGGAGAACAAAGGACAUAAUAUAGAGAACAAAGUACAUAGUAUAGAGACCAAAAUAUAUAGUAUAAAGAACAAAGUACAUAGUAUAGAGAACAAAUUAUAUAGUAUAAAGACCAAAGUGCAUAGUAUAGAGAACAAAUUAUAUAGUAUAAAGACCAAAGUACAUAGUAUAGAGAACAAAGUAUAUAGUAUGGAGAACAAAGUACAUAGUAUAGAGAACAAAUUCUAUAGUAUAGAGAACAAAGUACAUAGUAUAGAGAACAAAUUAUAUAGUAUAAAGACCAAAGUACAUAGUAUAGAGAACAAAUUAUAUAGUAUAAAGACCAAAGUGCAUAGUAUAGAGAACAAAUUAUAUAGUAUAAAGACCAAAGUGCAUAGUAUAGAGAACAAAUUAUAUAGUAUAAAGACCAAAGUGCAUAGUUUAACAGACAAAUAUAGAGAACAGAGUACAGAGCUUAAAGAUCAAAAUACUUCGUGUGGAGAACAAAGGACAUAGUAUAGAGACUAAAGUACAUAGGAUAGGGAACACAGGACAUAGUAUAGAGACUAAAGUACAUAGGAUAGGGACUUAAAUCUCCUGUCAGUUUAUGGUAUUGAGACCUGUGAUAGGGUACUUACUUUGUGUAAUCAAAUCCUCUUACACCUCUUAUUUGACGUUCCUCAAACAUUGCGCAGUUGUUAUGGAAACAUUGAAAAUGCGCAUGUGUCAUUUUGAAAUUGAUUUGACACAUUUCAAAAACUUUAUAUGUAGUUGAACUGCGUUAUUCUUAAGCAUGUCUUGAAUAAACAGUAUAUAUUUUGUGUAAUCAAAUCUUCUCACAUAUCUAACUUGACAUUUUUCGAACAUUGAACAAUUGUUAUGGAUCAUUGAAGAUAUGUAUGUGCCUUUUUGAAAGUGAUCAGACAUUUGUCGAGAAAAUAUCCAUUUAGUUUAACUUUGUCAUUUUUCAAUCAUGUCUGAAAUAGACUGUACCUAUUUUUGUAAUCAACCCCUCUCACAGCAUUUUUUAAACCCUAUUUUCAGACCUUGUACAUUAUAGCUGUUAUAAAACAUUGAAAAUACAAUUACUUUCAAAAGGACUUCUGGUUUUUUUUAAAAUAUUCUACAUUGAAUUUGUUAUUUUUAGUAUGUUUUAUACUGCUGACUUUAUGAUAGAUAACAUAUUUCAAAGCAACCCGGCCAUUUCUGUUCUGGAAUUGAUGUUGAAAAAAUUAGAUAUGAUACAUGUAACACAAUGUUGUAAAGCUAAACACCAUAAGUGGAAAUUCAGAUAAUAAGCCACAGCUAUAAGUAAAUAAGCCAUGGAUGACUCAAGAUUUCAAGGCACUAAUAUCUUAACGCCAAGCAGCCAAAUCUAGCGGUAACCAAGAACUAUAUCAAAAGUUAAGGAACUCAAUUAACAGGAAAUCUAAAGCCCUCAACUCAGACUUCUAUAAAAAAUUAAUCGACGAAACAUACAGAUCAGACAACAAACAGAUGAAGUGAAAGAACAGCUUUCCAACAUCAAAUUAUCCAAAGCCACGGGGUCCGACGAUUUCAAAGAACUCUCUAGUACCAUCGAAAAGCCAAUAUGCACUUUAUUCAACAACCCCCUUAGCGAAAUUUUCCUACUGUAAUCUGAAAGAGAGCAGAUGUGGUUCCUAUACCUAACAUGACCAGUUUUUAAGUCGAGGAAGGCUAUAAACAAACAAGUUAAUGGUGCAGGGGUUCCAGCAGUCUCGUCUAAAGUCAACAUUUCGCAAAUUAUAAGGUCGUGAUAACGAUCUAGUUUGUCAGUACAACCUUUCAUUGGGUGAAAUACCAUCUGAUAUACUUUAUACCGAUUGAUAGACAAUUCUUAGCACACUGGUUUUUACUACGCAUAACUCUGUCUACCUGAUCAAGAUAUGGGGCGCAGGGCAGGUGUAACCGGUCGACAGGAGAUGCUUACUCAUCCUAGGCACCUGAACCCACCUCUGGUGUGUCCAGGGGCAAAUGCUGUCUGACGUGUUUCAUACCGAUUGUUAAGCCGAUCUUGGCACACUGAUUUUGACUGCAGAUAACUCCGUUUACCUGAUCAGGAUAUAGGGCUCACGACGAUUAUGACCGGUCAACAGGGGAUGCUUACUCCUCCCAGGCACCUGGUCCCACCUCUGGUGUGUCCAGGGGUCCGUGUUUGCCCAACUAUCUAUUUUGUAUAGCUUAUAGGAGUUAUGAGAUUGAUCACUGUUUGUUAUCUUCACCUUGCAUUAUUGAGACUGGUCUGCGAGUAUGCGUACCUGGUGUGGUUAAACCUGCCAAACAUCUAAUCGACAACAUUGAAUCAGUUCUGCAAAUAAUCAAAGCUGCCAUUAAAGACCUUCAUCUAUAAUUUAUUGAAGGACAGCUUGAAAAUAUGUGCAUGUCAUUGUUCAAACAGUUGGAAAAUCCCUCAAAUCAACUGCAUUGGCUUUUACCAGCAUGCAGUGAUAAUAGAUACAACCUCAGAACACAAGCUACUUACAAACUAACAAAGUACAAGACUAGCCGUGGCAAAACAGAAAAGUAAAAAAGUCAGUUUGCAAUAUUUGUAUAUAAUACUACAGGUUAUUUUAUUUAUUAUAUAUUUAUUUUUAAAGUUUUCAGAGUGAAUAAUCUUAUGCUUGUCUGUUGUAAUAUAUUAAUUAUUUUAUGACUUAUUGUUCAAUGAAAUUUUACAUCUAAAUUAAUUGUGUACGUUUAUUGUCUAGUUGGCAAAGAAAACAUUCUCAUUGUCGCUAUUACAUACAAACUAGUUAUCGUAAAUAAAUCAUGAAAUACAAUGCAGCAUUAUAAUUUUCAUUUUUAAUGCUUCGUUAAUUACAUUUGGUCUUAUUGUACCACUAAUAAGUCACGAAAUACAAUUCAACACUAAAGUGCUGCUGAUGAUUUUCAAUGCUGUGGGACUUGCCUCUGGUAUAAUCGUGUCAGUUAUUCUCCUGGCCAUUGUUGGAAUUAUGUUGUUCAAGAAAAGACGUCACACACAAGAUACAAGUAAGAGAGAGACAACAGUGGAGGAUGGGGAAAGUGAAACCCUAGUAAGUACGGAAACAAAAUAUACAGAGGAAAAUGAACAGAGCCGACAACAAACAGAAAAGG
Ostrea edulis (European flat oyster) is the source of this 5040-nucleotide messenger RNA. RefSeq lists its product as uncharacterized. The coding region runs from base 13 to 999 and encodes 328 amino acids. NCBI's taxonomy places the organism in Eukaryota, Metazoa, Mollusca, Bivalvia, Ostreida, Ostreidae. The record is from RefSeq and is a predicted model, not a curated record. The transcript has 2 exons.